AUGGCUUCUCUUUCUGCAGAAGAGGAAAACUAUGUCAGAAUGAGUUUAUUGCUGACAGGGAUUUCUCCACGUGCAGUUAGAGUAUUGUUUGAUAGUGAAUUCCACCCAUCAUGUUUGGACUCUUCUUUGAAAAAAGCAUACAACAAACUGUUGGACUUGAAAAAGAAACGUGUUAUAAAUGAAGCACAAUGGAACCUACUGUUCACUCGUUUCCCAGAUCGUCCAGAUUCAAAGACAUUCGAUGUCACUUUAAUGAUAACAUUAUUGAGAAAUUUGACUAAAAUUUCCCCUACUGGUUGUGGAUUUGACCAUUUGCCUACUACCAUGGAAACUACAGCAGGUUCAGAUUUAUCCAGAAUAAAAUACUACAGGAACUAUAUGGCACAUCUGGGCGAUGGCAAAUUAGACACAACUUUCUUCAAUACGGCUUGGAAUAAUAUAACUGGUGCCAUUAAUAGACUAGGUGGACAGCAAAUGAACCAGGAGUGUGAACAUCUGAAAACUAAACCUCUAGAUCAAACCAACCAAGAAAUAAUGCUUGAAAUCAAAUGUUCUAAUGAUGAAAUCAGGGAGCUGAAAAACUCAUUUGAAAGUCUGAAGCUAUCACAUACUAAAAUGAAGAAAUCCCAUGAAUUACUACAAGAAAACCAUACUAAUGUUACAAAAGAACUUCAAAAGAUAAAGUCUUCUCAAACGGAUACAGUACCGUGGAAUGUUAGAGCGCAAUUCAACAAAAUACUUGACGAUUGGAAGAUCAAUGACCAGAUGUUCAUAAAUACAAGAGCUGCUGAACAUGUGCUAAAAUGUAUAAAAGAGAACAGUUGUGUAACUAUCACUGCGAGUUCUGGUGCAGGAAAAACAGCAACACUCCGAAAUGUUGUUUUAAAAAUGGCAAAUGAAAAGUUUGAUAUUCUUUUAGUGUCUGAACCAGGAAAUAUUGUGCAGUAUUACAAUCCAAAUAAAAAAACAUUGUUUGUCAUUGAUGAUUUAUGUGGAAACUUUUCGGUUGCCCAAAGUGACAUUAAAAGUUGGGAUCCUCUAAUCGAUCGUAUAAAAGACAUUCUUAAAAACAAACAAACAAAAAUAAUUGCAGCAUGUCGAUUACAAGUAUUUCAGGAUGAAAAAUUUGACACAUUAUCAGUUUUCAAGUCAUGUGUAUGUAACAUGCUGUUAGAGGAAAUACGUUUGUCAAAAAAUGAAAAAACGUUAAUUGCAGAGUUAUAUAUGAAAUCAAAAGCCUCUGACAUUGAUGACUAUUAUGACUUAUAUGACUGUUUUCCACUUUUAUGUAAGAUGUUCCAUGAUAAUCCCAAUUUUGAUGCUGCAAAUCUAUUUCAGAAACCAUUUUCAGUUUAUGAAUCAGAAAUUGACAAGUUAUUUAAGAAGGGACAUUUCACUAAAUACUGUGCUUUAGCUUUAUGUGUCAUGUUUAACAAUGAAUUGAAGGCAGAAUUGCUGACAGAAGAUGUUUCUGCAGAAACUAAAAUUAUUUUCGAGAAAACAAUGGAAGCAUGUAAAAUUGACAGAGGAACAUCCUUAUUUUUAAUACAGAACGAGCUUGACUCACUUACUCAUACAUAUAUUGAAAAGGAAAUGUAUUUUUGGGACGAAAAAUAUUUCUACACAACUUUACAUGAUAAAAUAUUUGACUUUUUAGCAUACUACUUUGGACAAAAAAUACCAAGUUGCCUGAUAAAGUAUGCAGACAGCUGUUUGAUUCAUAACCGGUUCAUGUUAGAAAAAGAGGAUAGUUUUGAUUCAUACAUCAGUAUUAUUCCAUCAAAAUACCACCAGAUUUACAUAGAUAGAAUAACUGAAGAAUGGUCUAAAGGAAAUGUUCGCGAUAUAUUUUGUAAUAUUAAUAUGAAGAUACCUCAGUUCAGACAAACAUUAUUGUUACAUUUGAACACACUUGAUACAGCAAACCAGAAACGACUUGCACAAACCUAUGAUAAGGAAAGCAACACAACUGAUGACGACUAUGAUUGGUUUGACGAGGAGAUAAGAUAUGAUUCUGUUUUGUCACAUUGUUGUAUGCUAGGAGACAUUCCUUUGAUUAACUGGUGUUUAAACAAUGCGGUUGAUGUGAAUCAGUGUACAUUAGACAAUCAGUCAACUGUAAUGAUUGCUACUUUACAAGGUCAUACAGAAACAGUGAAGAUUUUGAUGGACAAUGGAGCAGACUGCAAUAAAUGUGACAGGUCUGGUGAGUCACCCAUAAUGAAGGCUUGUAUGCUUGGUCAUACAGAAAUAGUAAAGAUAUUGUUAGAAAGAGGAGCAGAUUAUAAAAAAUCUGAUUCUUAUGGGACAACACCUCUACUUAUGGCUUGUAAACAUGGUUUUUCAGAUAUAGUAUUGAUGUUCGCACACAAAAGGAUAUACUUUGAUAAAUCUGAUAAUGAGGGUUUGACAUCUUUACUGCAUGCUUGUGAACAUGGUCAUAAAGAUAUAGUAGAGAUGUUGUUAGAUGAAGGAGUAUACUAUAAUCAAUCCGAUAAUAAGGGUUGGACACCUCUUAUUUUUUGUUGUAGAUAUGGUUAUUUAGAAAUAGUGAAGCUGUUGUUAGAAAGAGGAGCUGACUAUGAAAAAUGUGACAGUUGGAAUCAGUCGCCUGUAAUGAAGGCAUGUGAACAUGGUCAUGUAGAAACGGUGCAACUUUUAUUAGACAGAGGAGUAAAAUGCAAUGAAUCUAACAAUCUCGGGUUGACACCUCUACUCAAGGCUUGUAAAUAUGGUCAUACAGAAAUAGUCAAGACAUUGCUAGACAAAGGAAUUGACUGUAAUAAAGGUGACAAGUUGGGCCAGUCACCAUUAAUAUAUGCUUGUACAAAUGGUCAUACAGACAUAGUCGGGAUCUUAUUGAACAAGGGGGUAGACUGUGAUAAGUUUGACAUUCAUGGACGGACACCUAUAAUGCAUGCCUGUGAAAAUGGUUACACAGAAAUUGUAAAAUUGCUGUCAGACAAAGGGGUAGACGUGAAUUAUUGCGACAAUAAUGGUCAGUCACCUUUAAAAUAUUCCUGUGAAAAUGAUAAUACAGAUAUAGUUAGAAUACUGUUAGAUAAAGGCGUGGAAUAUAAUAAAUCCGACAAAAACGAUCGGUCACCUUUAUGGUUUGCUUGUCGAAUGGGUAAUUUAGAAAUUGUUCAGUUGUUGUCAGACAAAGGAGCUGACUGUGAUAAGUGUGAUUAUCGUCAUAAUACCCCUGUAAUGAAGGCAUGCAAGUAUGGUCACACAGAUAUAGUGAAGAUGCUUUUAGAAAAGGGUAUUGACUAUGAUAGGGUUAACAUCUUGCGACAAUCCCCAUUAAUUAAAGCGUGUAAGCAUGGUCAUGCAGACAUAGUUGAGAUGCUAUUGGACAAAGGAGUAGACUAUAAUAAAUCUGACAUUAACGGUUGGACAUCUAUUGCAUAUGCUGGUAGUAAUGGUGAUACAGAAAUAGUGAAGAUGUUAUUAGAAAAAGAAGUAAUAAGUUGA
This is a messenger RNA of Mytilus trossulus (common blue mussel), 3477 nucleotides long. RefSeq lists its product as uncharacterized. Lineage: Eukaryota; Metazoa; Mollusca; Bivalvia; Mytilida; Mytilidae. Gene Ontology annotation, molecular function: protein binding. The record is from RefSeq and is a predicted model, not a curated record. The coding region runs from base 1 to 3477 and encodes 1158 amino acids. The transcript has 4 exons.